CUUACCAAUUUCGCCCAAAACCAUCGCCUUCGUGGCCAAACCCUCGCGAGAGCUUGUUGGGAAGCCGGCGACGCGAUCACGGAGUACGGGACCACCGAAGCUCCCAUCUUAUUCCUACUUCCGCUCCGUUCUUACCCGAAACCAUUGAAGAAGCCUUCCUACAGGCCAUAAUGGUUACAGGAGUCUAUCCAACUCAAUUUAGAGACCUCUCCACUUGUUUGCUAAGCAAGGAUGGCCUAUGGAGAACAAUUAUAGUGGCUGAGGAUUUUGAAAGGAGGGCAAAGGCUUCACUUUACAGAAGCAAGGAUUUUGUGCAGUGGACAAGAGCCGAGCAACUAUUGUUUUCAGCUGAUUCAUCGCCCAUGAUAGAAUGCAUUGACUUCUUCCCAGUGUCUUUAGGAUUGGACAGUUCUAGCACGGGCUCAUAGGAAGUCAAGAACUUGCUGAAGAUGAGUGUGGUUGAGAAUUCGCAUGAUUUCCCGAGAAUGUUGUUGAAGACUAUCAUCGAAUGUGGCCAAGAUAUGAUUAUGGGAAGUUCAAUGCAUCAUAGACAUUCUUUGACCUUUUCAUGCAACAAAAAAUAUCUUCAUUGUGGCCUGAACUUCACAAGCAAGCAUUUGGAGGCUUUGUGGGCAUAUGGAUAUAAAAAUAGGGGAAGAUACCUCUAUGGACUUCUGAUUGAUCAUUCAGUCAUUGUGAGCUAUGGCAGUGGAGGAAGAACCUGCAUCACCUCUAGAAUGCUUCGGUUCCACGAAGCAUAUGACCUCUUUGGCCUGCUUGUUUUGGCUUCUCAUGACCCCGAGGAGCACACUGCAGUUUUCUUCAGAGUAUUCAAGACCAGUAUUGAUUACGCUGUUCUUAUGUCCUCUGAUCAAAUAAACAAGCAUUUGGAGGCUUUGUGGGCAUAUGGAUAUAAAAAUAGGGGAAGAUACCUCUAUGGACUUCUGAUUGAUCAUUCAGUCAUUGUGAGCUAUGGCAGUGGAGGAAGAACCUGCAUCACCUCUAGAGUAUAUCUCAAGUUGCUACUUUUGGAGGCACAUGUUCAUGUGUUCAACAAUGGGUCUGAAACAAUGAAGAUAAGGAGCUGCAGGCUUGGGAGAUGGGGGAAAGCUCGGAUUAAUUAAAAUAAAAACCUUUAAAUAUUUGCUUUUUAGUUCUAUCUAUUUGAUCGGGCUUUUGUUCUACGUUGCUGUUGUUUCAGACUUAUAUACUAUAUAAAUUUAUUCAUUGUAAUACUUGAUAUAAGAUGGCAUUUGAAAUAAGC
Molecule: messenger RNA, 1264 nt
Organism: Phalaenopsis equestris
Lineage: Eukaryota; Viridiplantae; Streptophyta; Magnoliopsida; Asparagales; Orchidaceae
Product: beta-fructofuranosidase, insoluble isoenzyme CWINV3-like
Source: RefSeq, a predicted model, not a curated record